This is a messenger RNA of Pseudovirgaria hyperparasitica, 834 nucleotides long. RefSeq lists its product as uncharacterized. NCBI's taxonomy places the organism in Eukaryota, Fungi, Ascomycota, Dothideomycetes, Acrospermales, Acrospermaceae. The coding region runs from base 1 to 834 and encodes 277 amino acids. Gene Ontology annotation, cellular component: mediator complex. The record is from RefSeq and is a predicted model, not a curated record. The transcript has 4 exons.
AUGGCUGAGAAUGAUAAUACAGAGUGGGACGAAGCCCAAUGUAAGGAAGCACUUGGUCGCCUUGAGAGGCUUCAAGAGCAGCUGGACUGUCUGCGUCCGUGUAUUCCACAUAUCCUUGACCUGCUUCGCAACCCGCAGCCAUCGCCUCAGCAUCUCGUGAACGAAUAUAAGGAGACUGCUAUUGGCUCAUCAAGAAAACUUACUGCUUUCAAAGCAGCAUGGGAGUCACAAGAGACGAGAAAGAUCAUGGGCCAAGCGCAACAGAGUUUUCGAAAUGAUAUGGAUCUGACAGCAGGCUACCAAGUCCCUCAUUACGGCUGGGCCAACGCAAUGGAGCACACAAUCGCGACAGAAAUCAAGAACGAAUCAAAUGAGAAUCAAAAUUCUGAGUCCGAUGAGUCGGAAGUAGAUGUGUCGGUUGUAGUCAAAGACUUCAGAAAUAAAUAUCCACAUAUCAAGAUUAUUACCGAAUCAGAAAACAGCGUGCUUAAGAUUCGUGUCCCUUUCGACCUCUCAGCACUCAGAUUCACUAUUUCGAGAAACAUCAAUCUGGACGAGGACAAAGCACUCAAAGUACAAUGUGGGGGUUCUGGUUCAUUCUCUGCGGCUGUGACAAGAUGUAUAGCUUCAAGACCAUCGCCUAAUCAUCUGCCUCGCCUUUUGGACAUGAUAGCAGCGUUUCAUAAUUCUGGCUACAAUCCCUGCGCUCGUUGCAAAAAGAUUAUUGAUGACAAUGGGUUGAAGCCUGCUGCACGACGAUCAAGAUCUCCAAAACCUCUCGGUGCUGAUGACCUUUCCUCCUGGGAGUCCUGGCACGAAGGCUGUCUCAAUUGA